AUGCAGUCGUCUCCUCCCACAAGCGAUGGGAAAGCGCGUGCUAUUCGAGAACUCUCACGUAGUCUCAGCCACAGCCCCAGGAAUAUCACAUCGCCUUCACCACCACCAAGCGACUCGAAUCCCACCCAGCGCUCGGGCUUUGGCACCAACACGUCUCAAUUCUUUGACGAUCCAAACAUUCUCAUGUCUACACAACAUAACCUGGGCGACGACACCAACACACUUCCAGGAUACCCGCGCAUUCGCUCGACUGCAAAGAAGAUGAACACAUGGGCUCCGUUCCGUUCCGAGCAGGUCCAGCCCGACACGUCCAUGGUCAACAAGGAGUUUGGCGACUUUGACCACAGCAUUUCCGACGAGGAAAGCAUGGCCGUCGAGCAGGCGCGAGGUAACCGCAGCAACCGCGGUACCCCCAGCAAGAUGAGCUCUCAGUUUAACAGCCUCUACGACAUCACACCCCCCACCAACCGAUCACGCAAAUCAUACCAAGCAGAGACUGGUAGCCUUCGACGUGACGCGGCAAUCCGACGAGCCUCGCGUAACGACCUGGAUACUGCAUCACCACGUCCUGCGAGCAAGCGCAAUUCUCCCGCCUUGUCUACAAAGGAGGAUCGCAAGCGCACUUCACUUGCACAGCUGCACGCGAAGCUGUCCGAGGACGAGUCGUCGUUUAUGGAGCACCGACCACCAACACUGACCAUGGAUUCGGCCAAGAACACGCGCUGGGGUAACAGGAGCCGACAGACUUCGCUCCAAACUGAUGGCAAUGUCGAUACUUUCCCACAGCCAAAGACCACGCCUCGCUCAAGGACAGCUACAGCACAGAACGCGACCGCGCAGUCCUUUAUCUUGCCCGAUCUCCCCAACCUCACGGAGCUUGUCUCCGGCGUAUUUGACGAUGGCACACCAGUCUUCUCCAAAACUGCACCCUCACGAUCACGCUUCGCGGCCCCACCAUACGGCGGUCGCCGACCAUCGCACAUUCCCAUCGAGGGUGCGCCUAUACCCGACGAAGAGAAGGCCAUCUUUGCUGCUCUCCAGCAGCUGCAAGAGAAGAUUGCAGACAUGGAGCGUGAGCGUGAAGAGAAGGACAAGAAGAUGGACGAGCAAGAGCUGGAGUUGAUCGAGCUGAGAGCGACUACGCAAGCUCAAGAGAAGUUGCGACGAAGUGACAGCGCGCAGGACUCCGAUGCUGGCGGAAAGAACGGUUGGAAGGUUGAGAAGACGCGUCUCGAUGCUACUGUACAAACCCUCCGAACGAAGCUCGAUCGCGCCGACCGCAAAUUCGCUGUACUUGAAAUCGAGAAGAAACGUCUGAGCACCGAGCGGGACAACAUGGCCAAUCAGCUGGGUGUCGCGUUCCAGACUUGCGAGGAGCUGAAGACUGAGAAGAACGCCUUGAGCAACGAGAAUGAUCAACUUCGCCAGGAGGUUGACACGCUUCGUGCGGAAAAUGAAUCCCUUCGCGAUCAACUAGAGCAAGACCUGUCGCACCACCGAGAAGAGACCAUCCAACUCCGACAACAGUUCGACCAGGCCGCAAACGCAACCCAAAGGGAGAACGCAAACCUACACGCUGAGUUGGCUCGUGUACGCGCUCAACAGGACGAAAACACCCAGCAGUUGACUCGUAGGGACAUGGAACUACGCAAGGCACGUCAAGAACAUGCUGAGUAUGCUCGUCUAAAGUUCGAUCACGAGUUGCUCAAAUCUCAGCUGGCAGAACUGAAGGCGAAGCGCGAGGAGGACGUUCAGCGCUGGUCUCGACAGGAAGCCUCACUGCGAGCUCAGGUUGGCAGACGUGAUGACACCAUCCGACACUUUGAGGAUAUGACUCAAGAGCGAACAAACGAGGCCAUGCGUUUGGAUAACGAGAAUCUGAGGAAUGAGCUGAGGGAGCUGCAGGCGCAGCAAGACGAGGAGAAUGAGGAGUGGGCUAGGAAGGAGGCGGAAUUGCAGCGAAAGGUCCGACAGCGUGAGAUCGCCGCGAGAAAGACUAGGGAGAACGACACGGAGCAUAUUUUCGAAGACACUCUGCAACGCAAGCCUAGCUAUCGUCGCGAAGACACGCGAACGCGCAUCAGGAACCGUGUUCAACAGGAGGUCCGCAACAGCAAGGUUACCAACACUGCAAACCAGGAGAGCCCACGGAAGUCGUUCACCGGACACUCGAGGUUCUCAACCCGCAGUUUUUCGGCGCCUGUUCCAGCCGACAAGCAUGCGCGCGCUGAAAGCGACGUGGAGUCCACGACUGAUCUUUCACUUGCGCCUCGCGCAACUCUUCGCAUCUCGCGAAACCCUGCUUCCGCUAGACAGACGACAACCAUUCAGCCACCUACCGAUCUAAGUCUGACGGAGUUGAGCUUCUUCCCCCAGGAAGAGAUUGCGAGACUGAGACGAUCGCUGGAGGAACAGCGAGCUGCUGAGCGUCAUGGCGCUUCAUCUGCUAAACCGGAAGAGCCUGUCCGCGAGGACACUGUUCGAUCGCAGCGACAGACUCGCGAAGACACUGUCCGUUCAGUUGCUUCCGCUAAGAGUGAACGCCGACCUUCUCUCGUGCGCAAGUCAUCACUCAAAGACACCACGCAGCGCACAAGCAACACGCACUUCUCAGAGGACACGGGCAACAUGUCCAACCUAGACGCCGAUGACGCGGAAGCAACGCAAACCAAGCAGUCUGCUGUUGACGCGUCGAUGCUCAGCAACACUAGUCGACGUCGCCGCAGUGCGCCUGCUACAGAGAUGACGUCUGCUUUCAUCUUACCCGAUAUCAAACUCAAUUCCACAAACCAGACUACCCGCCCCAUCACCAAAGAACACGACAACGACAACUGCACCGUCUGCCGCCGCGAAGGCUUUACCACGGCCACAUCCGCUCUCGUAGUCCCCAAACUCCAAAAGGUAUCUGAACGCACAAAGGAGGAAGUGGACGCUACACUUCGCCCUGCGCAAUCGCCCCGCGAGGCCCUCGCACUUGUAGUAAAAGGGUUGAACGACGAGCGUAUCCACCUAACUGCCGAGUUGGCAGUCCAGACCGCACUGCUGGAAUGCCACGACCCCAGUCUAGGAUUCCGAAGAAGAUCAGCCAUUGAAACUUCCGUCCAGGACCUCCUGAGGAGACUGGGCUGGAUAGACCAGCAGAUUUACCGUUUGCAUGAUGUCUUGGAGGGGCAGGACGAGCUUACCGAACAAGGCGUUGAAGAGAUGACUAGGGAGCUUGACCUUGGACAUGCAGCUGCAGUUGCAUCACAAGAACAGACCACCGAGAAGAAGGCGAAGAAGGUUACUAUUCGCAGUUUUGUCGAUGAGGAUGAAGAUGAGAGUGUAGAGAUGAGGAGGGGGCUGGGUCAACAUGGUGGACGUGGUGCUGAGAGUGAUGAUGAGACUCAUGAGCUUCCUUGGGAGGGCUUCGGUGAUGAGAGUAUGGAGGGGGAUGUUAGUUAUAACGCUCUUGAGGGGUGGAGGGGUGCUGGUGUACACUGA
Molecule: messenger RNA, 3483 nt
Organism: Alternaria atra
Lineage: Eukaryota; Fungi; Ascomycota; Dothideomycetes; Pleosporales; Pleosporaceae
Exons: 2
Coding region: 1-3483 (1160 amino acids)
Molecular function (GO): microtubule binding
Source: RefSeq, a predicted model, not a curated record